Bactrocera neohumeralis is the source of this 1086-nucleotide messenger RNA. RefSeq lists its product as uncharacterized. NCBI's taxonomy places the organism in Eukaryota, Metazoa, Arthropoda, Insecta, Diptera, Tephritidae. Gene Ontology annotation, biological process: translation. Gene Ontology annotation, molecular function: structural constituent of ribosome. The record is from RefSeq and is a predicted model, not a curated record. Gene Ontology annotation, cellular component: mitochondrial large ribosomal subunit.
AUGAAGAUUGGCGGUAGCUGGAAGUACUCCCGCAGCUACAACGAUGCUCGGCGCGGCUUCGCCAAGGGGCAAUGGCAGGAGCGCAAAAUGACACCGAGGUUCAUGCUGGCGCCGCGUGUGUCUGCGGGCGGGCCACGCAACCGCUAUGAGGGCAAAGCUGUCUUUUCCCGCCUUCCGCUGAUGAAAAUCCUCUGGGCCGUUGACAGCGGACGCCUCAACCCGAACGAGGUGAUCACGUUGUAUCAGCUCCGCCAGGCGCGCAUCAUCGCCGAUUGGGAGGUGGUGUGGCCCGGUUUUGUGCUGCUGGCCGGCGAUGUGGAAAAGGUGCCGUACCCGCUCAACAUUGAGCUCCAGAACGCCUCUGCGAAAACGAUUAAACUCAUCGAGGAAGCGGGAGGCUCCUUCACGUCCGUUUACAUGACGCACGAAGGUCUCUACCAGGAGAUGAACCCUGAGCAGUUUCCCACGUUCAUGGAGCAGGAAUUGCCCGAGCACAAAGGCUCCGAGAGCUUUGCCACCAACCCACGGAAGCGUGGGUGGCUGUCUCAGUGGUACGAGGACGAGAGCAAAUACGCGCACCCGGACGCCGGCCGCCGUUCUUCGCAUUAUGUGCGGCCAUCAACGCAACGCGACUUCCCCGCGACGGUGGAGGAGUACGAGAUGGUGAAGCAUCAUCAAAAGUGGCAUCUUAACCAACCCGGCACUGGCACUGUUUUGCCUUGGCAUUCGUACAAUACAACAGACUCGCGAAGCACCGUGAUUACGUGGGACAAAGAAGCAACGCCUCCACCGUCGCCCGCAUCCACAGAGGCGGAGGCGGAGGAUAGCAAGAGCGACAGCGGCAGACUGUCAGUGCACAGCGCCUUGAGUGCGAGGGAUCGUGAAACCACUGACACCGCCGGAGCUCCGGAAAGCGUCGGUGGCGAUGGUGCGUCGCCCGCUAUGAAAAAAUCAAAAACAGAAGAACACUCGAGAUUGCGACGGACAAGAGCUGAGUUAGGCGCUCGUCGAUUUGCUGCCUUUUUCAUCGGCAUUUUAGCGGGCUCCGCGAAGGAAGAGGUCUGUAGCUCCUCACUUGCUUGCUGA